Molecule: messenger RNA, 7164 nt
Organism: Drosophila gunungcola (fruit fly)
Lineage: Eukaryota; Metazoa; Arthropoda; Insecta; Diptera; Drosophilidae
Gene: Hk
Exons: 10
Biological process (GO): regulation of potassium ion transmembrane transport; potassium ion transport
Cellular component (GO): voltage-gated potassium channel complex; cytoplasm
Molecular function (GO): potassium channel regulator activity; voltage-gated potassium channel activity; transmembrane transporter binding
Source: RefSeq, a predicted model, not a curated record
UAAAAAUUGUUUAAUCAAAAAAAAACCAAAAAAAAACUUUUGACUAUCAAAUACUCAAAUUGAUUUCGGUAAAAUAACUUGAAAGCAAUCAGUGUGACCGGCAUUUGAGUUAAAUACGCCCAUUUCGUCACUUUGGGCACACUUCCACAAACCAUAAUGCAUAUCUGUCUAGUUGCCGCGAAAACUGCCAGCAACUGAGCUUUAAUCCGCCCGAGAAGAUGACACUAAUUGGGCCGCGGUCAGCGCUGAGUGUGUUUAGUGUUUUUGUUUGGGACUCGGUGCUUCUGUUUCUGUUUCCGUUUCUGUUUCGUUUUAUGUUUUUAGUGCGACGCAUUAUAGUGUUCAGUGUCAGUGUUGCUUGGUUCUUCACGGACAACUGACGAUUGUUGAUUCCGUGUGGUGUGUGGCCUGAUUCUGGUCACCUGUCGAAAAUUGCGAGUGCGAAUUAGUAUGACGCCGCCCCGGCUGAGUCGCUAUUUGAUGGCAGUGCGUGGUGGGCGCGAUGGGGAGCAGCACAGCAAGAACUCGCAGACCGACGAAGAGAAGCAGCGCGAUCGACAGCGCAACGAGCGCGAGGCCAAAAAGGAAGAGCAGGACGCCAUCAACUACAAGCGCGACAAGGAGCAACGCGAGGCCCGUCUGCUGGACUUUGAGAUACGCCGCCAGCAGAAGCGGGACGAGCAGCAGCAGCAGCGCCAGCAGCAGCAGCAACUGCAGCAGCACCGCGAGCAGCAGCACCAGCAGCAGCAGCAACAUCAGCAGCAGCGCGAGCAACUGCAGCAGCAACACCGCGACCAGCAGCAACAUCAGUCCAGUGAGAAGAGCCCGCCCACCUCGUCCGCCGCCUACCAGCCACAUACGCAUCCGCAGCAGCAGCAGCAGCAUCAGCAUCAGCAACACCAGCGACAGCAUUUGCAUCUGCAGCAGCAAUAUCUACUGCAGCAACAACAACAACAGCAGCAACAGCAACAACAGUCGACGGGUAGCGGUAGCAGCAACACCCCAGUGACCCCAAAAUUGCAGACACCGCCACCUGAUCGCUCGCUACCGCCCGCCUUCCGAAGUCGCUCCAUCGAACGGGAGAUCCUCUACGAACGGAAGCGAUUCUCGCAGCCGGAAGCCGGCGAGAUCAAGGAGCUCGAAAGUACGACAUCAUCAUCGUCCACGCAGCAGACUUUCCCCGGCAGCGCAGUCGGUGCGGGCAGAGCGUCGACAGCGGCGGCAGCAGCGGCGGUACCCGGGAGCGGGACAGCGGGACAAACGACGACAUUGGCGGGGCCGCCAGCAACGGCCGCAGCUGCCACAGCUGCGAUCAUCCCGAUAUUGCCGCUCGGCGUUGCCACGCUGCGCGAUGAUUCCACCGAAUCCGAGCAGUCCGUGACCUGUGCGCAUAACCAGCUCGAUGCCUACCACCGCAUCAUGUGCCGGGCUCCCAUUGCGUCACUCGACUGUAUGGAGGAGUUCAGUGGCCGUUCGAUCAGCUUGGGUUCCAAUCCGGCGCUGCCCCUCCGCCAUGGAUCCACUCCGACGCCGGGGCUGCGGUACAAGAAUCUCGGCAAGAGCGGGCUGCGCAUCUCGAACGUGGGCCUGGGCACCUGGCCGGUCUUCUCGCCGGGCGUCAGUGAUGACCAGGCGGAGGCCAUCCUCAAGCUGGCCAUCGAGAGCGGCAUCAACCUGUUCGACAUCUCGGAGGCGCACUCGGAAACGGAGAUCGGCAAGAUCCUGCAGCGGGCGGGAUGGAAGCGGACCGCCUACGUCAUCACCACCAAGGUCUACUGGAGCACCAAGUCCGAGGAACGGGGUCUUUCCCGGAAACACAUUAUCGAGUGUGUUCGAGCAAGUCUGCAGAGGUUGCAGUUGCAGUACAUCGAUAUCGUUAUCAUCCACAAGGCAGAUCCAAUGUGCCCCAUGGAGGUGGUGCGCGCCAUGAGCUACGUUAUACAACAGGGCUGGGCAAUGUACUGGGGCACCGCCCGAUGGAGCCAGGUGGAGAUCAUGGAGGCGUAUACCAACUGCCGGCAGUUCAACUGCAUCACGCCAAUUGUGGAGCAAUCGGAAUACCACAUGUUCUGCCGCGAAAAGUGCGAGCUCUAUCUGCCGGAGAUGUACAACAAGAUCGGGGUGGGCCUGAUGGCCUGGGGCCCCCUCUCGAUGGCCUUGAGCGACACCCAGAACGGCGACAAGCUCUUCCUCCCCAAGGGAUCUUUCAAGACGAAGAGCUUCUCGUGGACAGAGGACGAAAUUAAUCGCAAUGCCGCUCUGUCGCCGCAGGGCAGUUGGGGCAAGGACCGGAUCGAGGAGGGGCGCCGCCACUGCGACCGCCUCCGUGACCUUGCCGCCCUCGCCGAAAAGCUGGGAUGCAGCCCCACCCAACUUUCGAUCGCCUGGUCGCUGAAACACGAGCCAGUGCAGUGUUUAUUAUUGGGUGCCACCUCGGCGGAACAGCUCCACCAGAGUCUGCAGUCGUUGCAGCUGCUGCCACGCCUCUCCUCGAGCGUCAUGCUGGAGCUGGAGCGGAUAUUGGAGAACAAGCCGGUGCGGCCGCCGAUGAUCUCGACCCUGGCGCUCCGGUGACAAUCAGCGUGCCCGCAGGGGCCGCUCAGCCUGAGCGGCGGCGGACCCUGCGGCGCCGAUUCGCCCAAGCACGAGGACGAGGCCUUCAUCGAGGAGGUGGACGCUGCCAAGGACGCUGCCAAGCAGGGCUUCUGCCUUAUCCAGUGACGAAAGGAGUCCUUAGAUAACGAUAAUAAAUUUUUGAAAGUGAUUAGCAGUAAAACUAGCCUAAGUAGCAAUACCAUGACGACAACAAUAAGCAAGCAGGAGCAGCAGCAGCAGCAGCAGCAGCAGCAGCAGCAACAGCAACAGCAACAGCAACAGCAACAGCAACAGCACCAGCACCAGCAGCAGCAGCAGCAAUAUGUGCAACUACAACAGCAGCAGCAACAUCAGCAGCAGCAGCAACAGCAACAGCAACAUUUGCUGGCCAGCGGCAACACCAGCGAUUCGGUAGCUAUUCCCAUCGCAGCAGCUGACCUCCAGUUCGACACCCUGAAUAACAACAAUGUAAACAACGGCAGCCCGGAUCAGGUCGUGCCCUCCAGCGAGGAGCCCCAGAAACGACGCUCCCUGCUCAACUUCAAGUCGCUGGACUUUCACCUCAAGUCCCUGUACAGCGGCCUAAGGAGCACAUCGGGCACCACUCCGCCAAGUCAGCCGAUUAGUUCGGUGCCGGCGAUGGAUCAAACGCAGCGAAGGAUGCCUUAUUUGCGGGUGGAGAGCGUGGAUCCCGAGGAGCCAAGAGGCGGAGGCGGAGGAGGAGGAGGAGGAGGAGGAGGACCAACGGUAUUGCCAGGACAUUCCCCCAGCCUUCUGUCACCCUUCACUGGAGGAGGUGGUGGUGGUGGUGGUGGUGGCGUCGUCCUCGGAGGAGGAGCUGCAAGCCUCCAGUUGCCCUCGUCGGAUGGGUCCACCAUUAGGAGAUCCUCCACAUCGGAUAUAGUGAAUUGCAAGAGGGGAGGGGGAGCAGGAGGAUCAGGAGGAUCAGGAGUGGUGGGGUCAGCCUCCGCCCAGGAUAGCCGGAGGCCAAGCACCUCGGAUUUGCUCAGGAAGGCGAGGGAACGCAAAGGCAGUGAGGCCAGAAUGGGCAGGAGUGUCUCCCACAGUGGACUAACCAGAGGUGGACCCGGCGGAGGAGGUGGUGGCCUGGGGGGCAGACGAACCAGCAUGGCCUUCUAAAAAAAAAAAAAAACAUAAACAUAAACACUGAGGAACAUUUAAGCAAUGAGGGGUAACGAAAAGUGGCGAAAAAAAAAACUGUUGAUCAAAUCUGAAUCAGAAAUAGGCUGACAAAAUGGCGCUUAUGAAUUUUUAUCUAUUAAAAAGUAAAAAAUAAAAAAAAAAACAAAAAAUAAAACAAAAAUUACCAAUACCAAUACCAAUAAUAGAGCAGUUAUUAAGGAACGACUUUUUGUGGAUCUAUUAUCAUUACGAUUAUAAAAUGGUUACUACAAUUGCGCCUCGAAGAGAACUAAAGUUAGUAGAUGAUAAAAACAAGUAAAAGAUCAGAAACAUAACACUUCAUCUCUCCUAAACUCUGUAUCUCUCUCCCUCUCUCUCUCUCCCCCCAGCAAUUUAAUAUAUAUAUAUAUAUAUUUAAAGGACCCCAACUUUUAUGACAAUAUUAGAACCUAACUAUCGUGUACUAUCGUUAACUAUCGCCUGGCAAAAGCUCUAAAAACUAACCUGCGUUCUGGCCCCAAAAACCAAAAACCAAAAAAAUUAAAAAUUGAUUCAAGAUCGAUCCAUUAUAUCAUCGUACUGUGAGAGUUCAUAUCAAGCGAAAAGGAUACCCAAAGAUAUAUAGGGAUAGCAAAGCAAAUGUCUUUUUGAUUAAUCGAUUAGUAGACUUAACGAGUGUAAAACGAUUGUUAACGAUUGACUUGAGGCGCUGGAGGGGAACGAUGAGCGAUUAAUAAUAAAGAUAAACGAUAACGCAAGGUAGGGGGAAAUUCGUCGGUUAAUUAAAUUUUAGCUAAAUGAAAAAAAAAACAAAAAAAAAAACUCAAAUGAAAAACUAAUAGAAACAAUUCAAAUCAAAUCUUAUUAUAUAGACAUUACUAGCAUUAUGUAGUUAAAUAAUAACAAUUCAAGCGAAAUUUUUUUAAAUCAACAAACGAAAAAAAAAAACAAAGCAAAUGCCUUUCAUAACAGCAACAACAACAACAGAUAGUUUAUAUUUUAAAUAAAUGCAGAUAUAUAUAGAGAUAUACACACACAUAUGUGAAAAAAAACGAUAACGAAAACGAAAACGAAAAUGAUGAAAUAAAACAAAGCAGCAACAAAUUGUUAUUAAUUAAUUGUAGUCCAUUAUCCCAAUGGCCCAUAUACCAUAUCUCAUAUAAGUGAAAACACCAAUAUAGCAGCAUGUAGGAUACACAUAGAGGGGAGUUCCCGGACCCCCUCCCGAAUACCAUGUAUUUUAUCAUCAUUAUCGAGUACAUAUAUAAAGUCUUUCUCACAUACGGACUGUGAUUUCAUAUAAAAGUAAACGUAAACAAAGUAAACAAUUAAUUAUUAUAUCUAACAUAAUGUAAUUAAAGGCUAAGUUCAUUCGAGAGAUCUCGCAGAUAACCACACCCACUCACACACACAAAAACCCACACACGCACACCGCCCCCAAAAACACCUUUGUAACUUAAAAAACGUGUUGGAAAAAAGCCCCAUAAGUAGCAAUUUUCCAAUCGAAUGGCAUUAUAUACUCUACUCUACAAUUAAUUAACCAAAAGCGAUUGCCUUAAUAACGAAUAAUAACACAAGAUUAGAUCAGAUCAGAUCAGAUCAGAUCGGAUCGGAUCGGAUAAAACCCAGUCGGGGGCCGGUUUCCUCAAACUUCAGUUCCAGAUCGGAAUACAUUAUACACACAUUUGCAUCCAUUCGCAUAUAUUAUAUAUUACCGCACUGUUGCUUGAGAAAUUGUCCCGCGCAGACAAAUAAUAUAUAUAUUGGUUUAGCUCCAUCAGAUCACUCACAGAAAAUAUCUAUAUAUAUAUAUAUAUAUAUAUAUAGGAAGUACUUAUAUAUAUGAGAGUAAUUGCAUUUUUUAGUAAGUAGUUAAUCCGUCCUCAACAAACGGCCAACCAAAUGACGCGAAAAACUAUGGCGAUUGUGGCGCUGCUUAACCAAUAACCGUUAUCCUAAUUUUAAAAACAUAUAAUUAAAAAAAAAAACCUUACUUUCAAAUCAUUGUAAAGCAUAAAGUUUGUUAUUUAAAGGUUGUGAUGUUAAUGUUCUAGAACCUUAUUUAUUCAAAAAAAAAAAAUGCUGAAAAAAUCAAAUACAUAUCUACGAAUGAGCGAAUUACAAGUAUAUUGAUUUGAAAUAUUGUUAUGAACUUAGCUAAAUUAUUGGUAAACAAAUGUAUAAUCUAUCUUAACAAUACCAAUCAGUGAAAUCGUUUCAAGAUUCUUGCUUUAAAAACAUUUAACAUUUUGUCAGUCAAUUACUUUUUAAAAACAAACGCAGGUUUUUUUAUAUUUUUCAAAAUUCUUAUAUUGUAAGCUUAAGAAAUAAAAGCUCUAUUAGUUUAUUAUUAAUUAUUUAUGUUAUUCGGCAUUUUUGAUAUCCUUAAAUAAUUAAAACAUAUUCUCAAUUCCAAUACAACACUACUAGGCUAAACGGGUAAUUGAUAAAUAAGCAGCGCCUUUCGUUACAUCCAAUCAUCAAUUGUGGCCACGCCCCUUGAAAAAACAGCCACGAUGUGUGAACCGGAAAGCAAUAAUUCAAUAUAAUGCUGAAACAAGUUCAACUAACAAAUUGAUGUACAUACAUAAAAGUAAACAACAACAAAAACUAAAAAGCACAUACACACAGUUGCAUUAUGAGAUUAUUUUUAGUCUGUUGUUAUCGCAAUUAUUAUGACUAUUAUGAUUAUUAUGAUUACGAUUAUUAUUAACUCGUAGCUAGUAAAAUCGAAUGAGGAUCAGCAAUUUAUAUGCCUAAGCCUAAAAGUAAUCAGAAACUACACUUACACCCAUACUCAUGCCGUUAGAGUAAUACAAAUACAACAGCCACACACACAAACAAUACACUGACAAAAAAAAAAAAAAAGGAAACGUAAUGAAAGCAAUUGCAGCAAGCAAAAGCAAAAAGUAACGGAAAGUAUUAAGAAGCAAAGAAGCGUAGCGAUUAAAUCUAGUCAACAAAUUUUACUUUACACCAAAUCAGAAAUAUUUAUAACAAUUGCAAUAACUAAACGAGGUGCGAUAUAAUGAAAGCGUAUAUAUAAUAAUAUAUCUUAAAAUUAUUUUCUUAUCGAAACUGGCAAUAAUAAAUAUUAAUAUUAACUUAAACAACUAAAUAAUUAUAUUAUACACGCGCGAUAACUUCGUAAGUUUACUUCGUCAAGAGGAAACUAUUUUGGAGGAUCAUCAAAUAAAAAAAACACUUUAAAACACACUGAUAACACUUAGAGAAAAACUCGCUCAGACACACACACACACACUUGAUUUGAAAUUAAGUCCACGCCAAGCGUUCACACAACACACACACACACACACACACAAACACACACACACACACACACAUGUAAAAGGAGACCAGUGUUCACACACUUGCGUUCACCAUUUGCUACUGCACCAGAAUACACACAACUACACACAAAAUCAG